AUGGGCGCUGCAGUUGAGCUUCCGCCGCUGCUUUCACUUACAUGCACGAAAGCUAUCGCCGUCGUCAAUAGGCCUAAGUAUGGUAUCUCCAUACUUACAACCCUCUCUCCUUCGCACGUCAACAAUCUCAUUGUAUCGAGAUCGACCUCGUCGGAUCGAGAUCCUCGUACAACCCGGGAACAACAUGAGUGCUACAAUGACCAGGGCACGGGAGAGAGUGAUCGACUUUUCCAACGACAAGGGGCCGUCCUAUACGCUCGGCCAGACAUUGCAAAUUUGUUAGCACGCUAUUUCCGUCCUUCGCCUUCUCAUCUUCUCAUUCCCGGAGCACGUCGAGAAAGAGACAAAGGCGUUGCGCAAACCACUUCACGAACUCAUCGAGCUUAG
Messenger RNA from Exophiala xenobiotica, 387 nucleotides. RefSeq lists its product as uncharacterized. The record is from RefSeq and is a predicted model, not a curated record. Lineage: Eukaryota; Fungi; Ascomycota; Eurotiomycetes; Chaetothyriales; Herpotrichiellaceae. The transcript has a single exon. The coding region runs from base 1 to 387 and encodes 128 amino acids.